AUGGAUUCCGCAGAAACUACCACUUACAAGUCGGGCCCACCAUUUCCCGAUGAUGUUCCAACAGCUCCUCUACUUCGGCUUUCACUUGCCAAAUUGCAAGCCAAGGAUCCAGAAGAAAUAAAACGAUUUACAAGUGCCUGUGAAGACCUAGGUUUCUUUUACCUGGAUCUUCGUGGGCCUGGUGAUAAGAUCCUCCAACAGUCAAGCGAUCUCUUUGAUGUGGGCAAAGAACUGUUUGACUUGCCCCUUGAAGAGAAAAAGAAGUACAACUUCGAGCACUUGAAAAGCUAUCUGGGAUACAAACACAUGGGUGCAUCAGUCGCAGAUAAGCAUGGCAACUUGGAUAGAAAUGAGUUUUACAAUGUAGGCAAAGAUGACAUGUUUGAGAUUGGGGAAAAGUGGCCAGCGCCUGGCGUUCUUGAAUCACGACGUGAUCUCAUCAAGUCCUUCAUGGCUUCCGCAUAUUCUAUUGUCUCAUUGGUUCUGGAGUUACUAAACGACCAUCUUGCACUUCCUCCUGGUACACUGCAGUCGAUGCAUCGUCUGGAAGGCCACGGAGGGGACCAAGUCCGAUUCAUCAAGGCUCCUCCUCAACCACAAGAUGACCGUACCAUUGCCCUUGGUGAGCACACUGACUUUGGCAGUGUGACUGUCUUGUUCAAUCGUCUAGGGGGACUACAAGUGCUACCCCCUGGUGCAGAUGCUGAAUGGUGUUACGUGAAGCCUCUCCCAGGUCAUGCCAUCAUCAACCUCGGCGACGCAAUGGUUAAAUUCACCAAUGGGCUGCUGCGAUCAAACAUCCAUCGCGUCGUGUCUCCUCCCGGCGAGCAGGCCGAUUCGACGAGAUACUCGCUGGUUUACUUUAACAGGCCAGAGGACGAUGUGAUAUUGCGACGUCUACAAAAUAGCGACCGCAUUCCGCCAUUGACUACCGGCUUAGUCGAGGAUGAAGUCACCAGCAAAGAUUGGAUCAUCAGAAGAGCAUUAGGGUCUCGGCCGGCAUUGCACGGAAAGGACGCCUUUGACUUGAGUAAGAGCCGAGGCACAGAAGCCAUUUCGCAGCGAGUAAAUUAG
Pochonia chlamydosporia 170 is the source of this 1074-nucleotide messenger RNA. Its product is annotated as 1-aminocyclopropane-1-carboxylate oxidase. The record is from RefSeq and is a predicted model, not a curated record. The coding region runs from base 1 to 1074 and encodes 357 amino acids. Gene Ontology annotation, molecular function: dioxygenase activity. Lineage: Eukaryota; Fungi; Ascomycota; Sordariomycetes; Hypocreales; Clavicipitaceae. The transcript has 2 exons.